Messenger RNA from Cryptococcus amylolentus CBS 6039, 1790 nucleotides. Its product is annotated as guanine nucleotide-binding protein subunit alpha. The transcript has 8 exons. Gene Ontology annotation, molecular function: G protein-coupled receptor binding; GTPase activity; GTP binding. Gene Ontology annotation, biological process: adenylate cyclase-activating G protein-coupled receptor signaling pathway. Bases 184 to 1512 code for a protein of 442 amino acids. Lineage: Eukaryota; Fungi; Basidiomycota; Tremellomycetes; Tremellales; Cryptococcaceae. Gene Ontology annotation, cellular component: heterotrimeric G-protein complex. The record is from RefSeq and is a predicted model, not a curated record.
CCCUGCGCCCCUCCCCCCCCCCGAGUACUCCCUUGCCACUGCCGCCGAGCGGGAACAGAUCCGCCGCCACCACACCACCCGCCUCACUCCCCCAAAAAACCCUCAUCCUUUGUCCCCUCUUACCCCCUCCACAUCCUUCCCGUCUUCCCUUCCCCCAACCACCCAUCUCAGUCCCCGCACACCAUGGGUGGCUGCAUGUCCACCCCCGAAGCCCCCAAAAAGGCCCAAGAAUCAAAACAAACCUCCUCCUCUGCCACUGCAUCCUCCAAAUCCAAACCCCCGGCGCAGACGACCUCUGCCAACAGCGGUCUUUCGCCGACGCAGCCCGCACAUCCGGCCGAGGCGGGCACGCCGAAUAGUGCGGCGGGGGUUGUUGGGAAUGGAGGAGCUGCGGGAGGUGCUGGGGUUGGUGCGGCGGGGGGAUCGCAAGGGCUGGCAGCGGCGCUGGCAGAGACGGAGCCGGCGGCGCCGGAUGCGAGAGGGAAUAGGGAUAGGAGUAAUCAGAUUGACAGGCAGCUGGAAGAUGAUCAGAGAAAGUUUAGGAAAGAGUGCAAGAUCCUGCUGCUGGGAUCGGGCGAGUCUGGAAAGUCGACCAUUGUCAAGCAGAUGAAGAUUAUCCACCAGAACGGAUACUCGAAAGACGAGUUACUCACUUUCAGAGGAAUCGUCCACAAGAACGUGCUGGAUUCUGCCCAGGCAUUGAUCAUGGCCAUGCGCAAGAUCGGUGUCGACCCAGAAGACGCCAACAACAGAGCAUACGCCGAUAGGAUCCUCGAAUACCGCAUAGACGCCGACCCCUCAUCCACCAUCCCCUCCGAAAUCCUAUUCAACAUCGAAUCCCUCUGGCACGACCCCGUCAUCCCAGCCGUCAUGGACCGCUCCUCCGAAUUCUACCUCAUGGACUCUGCCACCUACUUUUUUGCCAAUAUCCGCAAGAUUGCGGCGCCGGAUUACGUGCCGGACGAGGCGGAUGUGUUGCGGGCGAGGACAAAGACGACGGGGAUUAGUGAGACGAGGUUUAAUAUGGGGCAGUUGAGUAUUCACAUGUUUGAUGUGGGAGGGCAGAGGAGUGAGAGGAAAAAGUGGAUUCAUUGUUUCGAAGCGGUGACAUCCAUCAUCUUCUGUGUGGCCUUGUCAGAGUACGACCAAGUUUUGCUGGAAGAAUCAGGACAAAAUCGAAUGCAAGAAUCCCUCGUCCUCUUUGAAUCCGUCAUCAACUCGCGCUGGUUCCUCCGCACAUCCGUCAUCCUCUUCCUCAACAAGAUCGAUCUGUUCAAACAAAAACUGCCGAAAGUGCCGCUUGUCAACUAUUUCCCAGAGUACACUGGAGGCGCCGAUAUCAACAAGGCAGCCAAGUACAUCCUCUGGAGGUUUACACAGACGAAUCGCGCGAGAUUGUCAGUGUAUCCGCAUCUUACGCAGGCUACUGAUACUUCCAACAUCCGAUUGGUGUUUGCGGCGGUGAAAGAGACGAUUCUGCAGAAUGCGUUGCGGGAUUCUGGGAUCUUAUAGUCCCCCUCCCUUUCCCUCCCUUUGGCUUUCCCCUGCUCUCUCUAUCGAAUCCAAAACCUACUACUACAUCCUUCUUCCUUCUUCCGGCCGCGUCUUCUUUGCGCUCUCUCUCUGUUCCUGUUAUUUUGACAUUUGGUAAAUAUGAUUAAUCCCUUGGCCUGUUUCUUUCCUCCUCCGCUUGCUUUUCUUUCCUUCUGUUAUCUUUUAUCUAUACCCUUCUACCCACCCUACUGGGUCUUGCCUCGGAGCUUGGUGGGAAAGAUACAUGUAAAACUGUU